This is a messenger RNA of Chondrus crispus (carragheen), 4217 nucleotides long. RefSeq lists its product as hypothetical. Gene Ontology annotation, molecular function: calcium ion binding; protein phosphatase regulator activity. The transcript has 2 exons. Gene Ontology annotation, cellular component: protein phosphatase type 2A complex. Lineage: Eukaryota; Rhodophyta; Florideophyceae; Gigartinales; Gigartinaceae. Gene Ontology annotation, biological process: protein dephosphorylation. Bases 1 to 2991 code for a protein of 996 amino acids. The record is from RefSeq and is a predicted model, not a curated record.
AUGAAUGGGAAAGAGGCCAACAAAUCAGGUGUCUCUCCAACGUCCGGGUCUCAAUACAUUUUGGGGACAUCAAUUUCGCCAUCAACGCAUCAGGCUGCAUUGCCUCGAAUAGCCCUAGAAUGGGGCUCCCCUACGCUGAGAUCGUUGCCUUCCCCUCCCGUCGUUCUUAUUACAAAUUCGGAUUGUGCUGCAUGGCCAAAGUUUAAGCUUGAUCAGCUGUUUGUCGAAUGGCUCGCACGCCCAGAAUCGCGGAAAUGGCUCAUGGGGCUCCUGGAUGAUGUCCGGGCAGGCAAGACCCCAGACAUUGGAGCAGAACAGACAAGUCGUAUAAUGCGGACGGAGCGCUCUUUAUCCCCGAGUCUAUCUCGAUCACCAUCGGCCGCAGCACCUUCAGGUCUUGCUGCAUCUUCCCAGCAAGCUCCAGGUUCGCCCGUCUCCCGCCUUUUUCGAAAUCAUAUUCCAUUUGGAGACUCAGAUUCAUCUCCACAUUCACCUCCAAAUGCGCCACCCGGCGUUCUAUCGUCGUUCCGCCCUUCCUUGACUCCAGCAGCUGCAGACUUUGACCUGGGCAGAAGUGGUUCAGCGUCGCCUCUUGAAAAUGAGCAGUCACACGCGAAGGAUCGGAACUCGGUUGCUUCUAUGAAGAGAACAGUUUCCGCAGCGCACAAGAACAGCCUCUCUACGUCUGCCACGGGAGCAGGGGGACGUCCGAUGGAAGCAGGACUGGAUAGCAGGACUCCGUCGGCUCUCACUGGCGCCGUAUCAUCUCCUUCGGAAGAGUGCGUUCGCCGGCCUGCAGCAGACAGUAAAGCACUGGACCGUGUGGCAGAUGGUAUAGCAGGGAUGACCGCUGCCGCUGGCAGAGACCAAGCGCCUGUUCAAGGAUCAGGAGGCGGGCGUGAUGCAACGGCGUUCAGCAGAGCAGAUGGAGAGUCAUUGCACAAUAAAGCGCUUAGUGUCUUGUCGGAAGAAAAAGCUGCAAGCGCAGUGGCUUCCUCGGCACACGGUUCCACAGAGUCUACAUCAGUCAGAGGCUCUAAGCCGGGAUCCACAAAGACCUCAGUGGAAAAAGGAACGACGGUCGGACAAGGUCGUUUAGAGCAGAGAGGAAGUCAUGCAAAUGAUAGCUAUACAGCAAUUCAGCCAGACUCAAUACCGGCUGAAGCUCUUGCAGCAAGGACGGCGCAAACGACUUCUUUAGGGUCAUCACAAAACGAGCUGCAUGAAACGCUCGGGAAGGCAACGGCCCUCGAUAGUGGGGUAUCGCCAAUGGAUGAAGGCCUCGUUUCCUCCGCGACGCCACCCCUAAAACCCCGUUCUGUGCCGCAAAAGGAUACCUCCAUGACGGAUGCAACAACCCUUCAGAAGAAAAUGAAGUCUAUUCCCAGGUUUUAUUUUCCAUGCGGCAAAGAUGCGGAAGAAAGGGAAAGCAAAGAACGCCAGACUAUUAUUGACUUUUUUCAGAGCCAUCGGGUGCAGAAGAAUGCGCAUGGAGUCAGUCGCGCCGAGAUCGCGGAGCUGGUCGCGGAAGCAAUUGGGCUCCCGUCGUACUUCGCAUCCAUUGUAUUCAAUGCUAUUCUGGAGUUGUUUCCUCAAGCAAGUGCUGAACGGACACGGCAAACUCCGGACGAUCAGCUGGACGUAUCUGCGCCACAGAACGAGGAAACUGCCAUGCGCGACGUCAUUCAACGAGAUAGCGGUGCCGGACAAGUCAGCAUUGCUAGUUCAGUGGACGCGACACCCUCCAGAAAUGAAACCGGCGGAACGAGCUCUGAUACCACGAUGGGGGAUGUUAACGAUAUGCAUACAGAUGGGCGGCGAGUGAAUGGAUUUCACGCCAGCUCCGGAGCCCAGGGCGACUCGACACCAACCGCUGAACCUGCCACCGCGGGCGAAGGCAACGCGGUAGGGGCAACGCAGGGUUGCACUGGUAACGAAACUAUCGAGGAAAAUCAGUUUACUGCGUACUACAACAAGAUUGCCGCAAACUCCUCAAGGGAAGCACGACUUUUUGCAGCAUUGCGAGAACCACAUGCAAAUCGAGAUUAUUUGAUCCCAAGUGACUUUAAGCCACUCUUGCGUGCAUUAUUGCUUUGCCAUCAGGGACUUGCGUUUCUGCACGCCACCCCAGAGUUUCAGCAGAGAUAUUCUGAAACGGUCAUUGAGAGAAUUUACUUCGGCUGCACGCGACAGCACAACGGAAGGCUGACUUUAACCGAUAUCAAGCGAUCGAAGCUGCUUGAAACCCUGAUACACGUCGAUGAAGAAGAAGACAUCAACCGAGAACGCAAAUACUUCAGCUACGAACAUUUUUAUGUUUUGUAUUGUCGUUUUUGGGAGCUGGAUGCCAACCAUGACCUGCAAAUUGAUAGGGAAGAUUUAAUGCGAUAUGGGAGUCACUCCCUCACGUAUCGCAUCGUUGACCGUAUCUUUGGUGGCUAUGCACGUCCUCUAGACUGCCCAGAGAAUCCUGGGUUCAUGUCUUACACAGAUUUCAUUUGGUUUUGCCUUAGCGAAGAGGACAAGACGAGUGAUACUGCAAUCGACUACUGGUUCCGUUGUGUUGAUAUGGACGGUGACGGACUCAUAACAAUGUAUGACAUGGAAUUUUUCUACACGGAGCAGCUGCACCGCAUGGAGUGCUUCGGUCACGAACCAGUCCAAAUACGAGAUAUUCUAUGCCAGUUGCUUGACAUGAUCAACCCCAACGUAAAACCCCCUGUAAUCAGAAGAAGGGACUUGAAAAAGUGCAAGCUUGCCGGCAACUUCUUCAACGUUCUCUUCAAUCUGAACAAAUUUUUCGCGAUUGAAGCAAGGGACCCCCUGCAGAUUCGACAAGAACACGCAACUCCAGAUUUGACGGAUUGGGAUAGAUUCGCAGCUUUGGAAUAUCUUCGUUUGAGUGCUGAGGAGGAAGGGGAAGAGGAUGAAUCUUGGGAAGAUGUCUGUGAGGCAGCCAAUCCGCUCAUGGCUGGAGAGGCUCCUUUCUGAGUAUGUCGAUUGCAGUUAUGACUUUGUCCAAGUAACGAACGCACAGAUGGGGGAAGAAACUUGGACCGAUACGACGAUGCCGCUACACAUUGGCGAUGUCGGCAGUCUUCGUUGCAUGUUCAGCAGUGCAUUAUGGGGACGAAUGGGCGACAUGUCGAGAAUCUUUUAGGUGCAGCGUAGCCGUUCGUGUAUUGUGAGAAAGGCUCACAUGCAACACUGAAGGAAUCCUUUAAUUAAUGGGACAUAGUCCCUGUAUCAAUUUAGACAUGCAGAUCACCCAGAGAAGGACUAUGUACAGAGCAGGAUAGCAUAUGGCCCUAGACUUCAGUAUGGAAAGUCUUGGCACCGACUGGAUUUCGAAAUGGGACAUCAUACCCGGCCAAAAGUACUGAAAGUUCUUGACCAGCUUGGGCUGGGUUUCUAAAAUGAAUAGCUGCAAGGAAACCCGCCGCUAUCGCGCCUUUGCAGUUUUGUUCGCUGUCGUCGAGAAAGACACAAUCCGACGGAGCGACGCCGGCGUUUUGUGCUGUUCUCCAGAAGGCGCUCUUGUCUGGUUUCCGGAUUCCUUCUUUCCCACUGAUAAAUGUCCAAUGAACACCAAAUCGAGUAGUGAGAUGCAGGGCAUCCUCUAUCAACUCUGCCCAAACAGGAUAAUUUGUGCAUAAGUGGACCUCUAUUUCGGCCUCUUGAAGUGCUUGCAAUAGGGCCGGAAUCCCUGGAAUGAGGGAAUAAGAUUCUUUCAGAUACUGUUUCAACUCAGGAACAUCGACAAAACGAUGAUCCUUGAAGAAAGUCCGUGCGAUUUCGUGUUCUGCGACUUGACCCUUUUCGAAUUGAUGCCAGAGGCCGGGAGUUUUGGCAUCGAGAAAGUCCUGGAAGGAAGGAAAGCCGAAGUAUGAGGACAUGCCGUUAAAGAAUGGGUCGGUGACGAGGGUGUCGAGGACAUCCGAGACCAGCACCGGCGCUGGCCUUGGCGAAACAGAGCAGGUCAUUUGAGUGCGCUGCGAGAUUCGAGUUCGGAAAGAAUACGCUGCUGCAAAUGCGGGCGGAAACAUCGUUAUUGCUCAAGAGUGUUUUCUGCAGCUCGGUAUACUCGUGAUGAAGGGGAAGAGCAAUGCUCAAGAUUUUUCAGUUCUGCCACGCCAGGCCUGCCUACUCGUAACGUAGUAUAACAUAACGACGAGUGUGAAACGACGACAUAAAAAUGAGCCUGGUGAACUGUGCGA